GUUAACAGUUAGCAGCCACGGACCUCAGCGCAGGGCCACCUUCACUCAAAGCGAACCACGCCCCGGGGCAGGGGAGACGAGUUCCCCAAGUGCCCAAACUCCUGCGAUGGAAGGAAGAAUGGACUGUGAAGAGUUCUUUUAGGCUUUCAUGAUUUAAGUUGUCAAAAUGAAGUUCGGGAAGAGCAUCUGCGUGCUUAACGUCGGGGGAACCCGGUACGCCUUCACCCGUGAGGUGAUCAGGGAUUUCCCUCUUCGACGCGUCAGCCGCCUGAUUGCCUGCGCAACCGAGAAAGAGGUCCUCGAACUCUGCGAUGACUACGAUCGGGACCGGAAUGAGUUUUUCUUCGACCGCCACGCUCAGGCUUUCGUGUUUAUUAUGUUGUACGUGCGCUCCGGCAAACUCCGAUUUGUUCCCGGAGUGUGUGAGCUGUCCUUCUACACAGAGAUGCUCUACUGGGGACUGGAGAGCGCGCACUUGGACUCCUGCUGCCAGAAACGCCUGGACGAUAGGAUGUCCGACAUCGGACUGGACACACUCUCUGAGGGGGACAUCGAGGAUGAGCCCCAGAGCACAGGGGAGUCAGUGCAAGAGGCUGAGCUCACAUGUCGCGCUAGGUGGCUCGAGAAAAUGCGCAAGGCUUUUGAGGAGCCCAACUCUUCCCUUGUAGCGCAGCUUUUGGCUUCAGUGUCCGUGAUCUUUGUUAUCGUUUCUAUGAUCAUGCUGUGCGCUAGCACCCUGCCGGAUUGGGAUACAGCCAAGAGAACUACUGUGGAGGAACACAGGAUAGUGGAGGCAGUGUGUAUUGGCUGGUUCACGGCAGAGUGCAUAGUGCGCUUUCUGGUGGCUAAAGACAAGUGGGACUUCCUCCGAAGGCCACUCAACAUCAUCGACGUGAUUGCCAUUACCCCUUACUAUGUCACUAUGGCGAUGGCCCGGGCAGGGAUGCCGGGUGCUGGGCUCGGGGUUGCUGGAGUCAUACUGCGAGUCCUGAGGAUGAUGAGAGUGUUCUGGCUCAUGAAGCUGGCCAGACACUUCCUGGGACUGCAGACUCUAGGGUUGACUCUCAGGCGCUGCUACCGAGAGAUGGUCAUGUUGAUGGUGUUUGUCUGCGUUGCCAUGGCUAUAUACAGUGCCCUGGCCCAGCUACUGGAACACGGCUUGGAUCUCGAGACCCAGAACAGUGAUUAUGCCAGCAUCCCUGCUGCUGCCUGGUGGGUUAUUAUUUCAAUGACAACAGUGGGUUACGGGGAUGUGUACCCGGUAACAAUCGGAGGACGGGUGCUUGGGGGAAUGUGUGUAGUGAGCGGCAUUGUGCUCCUGGCGCUGCCCAUCACAUUCAUCUACCACAGUUUUGUUCAGUGCUACCAUGAACUCAAACUGCGCUCUGCCAGAUAUGCACGCAACCUAUCGGCAGAAAUGCUGCGAUGAACAUGUCCUAUCCUGCCUACCAUCCUGCCGACAAAAAAAAGAAACUCUAAUGACCAGAAGACCAUCAAAUGUUUGAUGUGCCCUUUUUUCCUUCCAGAUUUUAUUUUGUCCAGUCUAGAUCCAGGUACAAUAAAUUUCCUAGAAAAACCCUUUAAACAUUCAUAUAUCAAACAGAAAAAAGAAGACUAAGAAAACAUAACAUUUAACAAUUGUGAAAUUCUGCAAUAUCUUCAUGUGUUUCAGUUUAUUUUGUUUUUGAAGUUAUUUUUAUUUCCCCUAUGCAUCAGGAAAACAAAUUGUCAUUAUAAAAACAACUAUCUGUGAACAUUUAGUCAGUGCAAAAUAUAUAAAUGUCAGUGAAGGACAUUGGUAAAUGGCAUCUUGUUUACCAGUAGAACAACAUCAGUCAACAAGGCUGAUACAGACAGCAAGGCAGAUAUGUUGGAGUAUACCUACCAAAAAAAAAGGACAGAAAAUAACAUAAACCAGACAUACAAAGAUGGACUAUACAAAUAUAUUAACUUAAUAGUAAAACAAUAAAUUAAUGUUUGCUUAUGUUUUCAAUAAUUUAUUCUACUCUGAGUUGACAAAACAAGAUAUUUUCAAGUCAGUGAAAAAAUAACACAGAGCUCAUAUUUAAAGGUACUAAGCUUAUUUUAGUCAAACACAAAAUGAAACAUAAAUGCUGUUGUUUUAAUUCCUUAACACUAUUAGAAUAGCUUUGCAUGAAUUAUUGUUCAAUAGGGCCUUGUGCAACCCCUCAGUUCACCCACUGUCUGAAAUAAGCUGUUAUAGCUUUCUCCCUUUAAAGGCACCCUCCCUUUAAUCCAACUUUCUUCUGAUUUGCUGUCCCUUGCAGACAGAAGCUCUGAAAGGCUGAUGGCUGGGGCUUUUGCACUCAUAGACAAAGCUGUGUGCUUGAGAUG
This is a messenger RNA of Pundamilia nyererei, 2355 nucleotides long. It is a transcript of the gene kcng3, whose product is annotated as potassium voltage-gated channel, subfamily G, member 3. Lineage: Eukaryota; Metazoa; Chordata; Actinopteri; Cichliformes; Cichlidae. The record is from RefSeq and is a predicted model, not a curated record. Gene Ontology annotation, molecular function: delayed rectifier potassium channel activity. Gene Ontology annotation, cellular component: membrane; voltage-gated potassium channel complex. Gene Ontology annotation, biological process: protein homooligomerization; potassium ion transmembrane transport; action potential. The coding region runs from base 167 to 1429 and encodes 420 amino acids. The transcript has 2 exons.